Molecule: messenger RNA, 10239 nt
Organism: Diabrotica virgifera virgifera (western corn rootworm)
Lineage: Eukaryota; Metazoa; Arthropoda; Insecta; Coleoptera; Chrysomelidae
Product: transmembrane protein 62-like
Exons: 12
Coding region: 106-2115 (669 amino acids)
Source: RefSeq, a predicted model, not a curated record
UGUCAAAGUCAAUAGUCAAUGAUGAUAAAGUUUUGUCAUAGAAAAAAUUUUAAGCGAAAUAAUGAUCACAAACAAUUUCAGUUUCAAUGUUAAUAAUAAGAUAAUAUGAGGAUAACAACACUAACCCUCGGGGUGUUUAUGUCGAUGGUUUUGCUUGCAAUCUUUUUUGCUCAUGUGGUUAAUUUAUUAAGCACUGCAGCAGCACCUCAAGAAUCAAAUAAAUCCACUUUUAUAAAUGUAACAGAUUCACCAGAUCAUAUAUUAUGGUUUUUGCAAGUAACGGAUAUACACAUAAGUAUCUUUAAGGAUCAUAAUAGAAUAACUGAAUUUAGAGAAUUCUGUGAUUUAACUGUAGGAGCGAUACAACCCAGUGUAGUGCUAGCCUCUGGGGAUUUGACUGAUGCUAAAACCAAAGAUGCCAUUGGUUCACAACAACAUGAAUCCGAAUGGAAAUAUUACAGGGAUAUCUUGAAAGAAACGCGAAUGAGAGAUCGGACGCUUUGGCUAGAUAUAAGAGGAAAUCAUGAUAAUUUCAACGUGGCAGAGUUAUCUUCCAAGCAUAAUUAUUUUACAAAUUAUUCAAUGCAAGGAAAAGUACAUCCAAGAUCGUACAUGUACCAAGUAAAAAAGGCGAAUGCAGUAUAUACAUUUAUGGGAAUCGACGCAUGUUUGGAACCAGGUCCAAAACGGCCCUUCAAUUUUAUAGGUUUACUGGAUGAUAUAGAAAUAAACGAAAUAAAUGCGCUUAUUGAUAAAACUGAAGCCGGCCCCAACAACUAUACAAUAUAUUUCGGACAUUUUCCUACCUCUUGCAUAGUAACCACUUCUGACGACAAUGUUAGAGAUAUACUUGGCAGACAUAAACAAGGUCUGGUUUAUGUAUGCGGUCAUCUACAUAAACUUGGCGGACUGAUUCCACAAAUGUACACGCUACAGAAAGCAGGAUUUCUGGAACUUGAACUCGGAGAUUGGAUGGACAAUAGAGUGUAUAGAUUGUUGGCAGUUGACCAUGGACUGUUAUCUUUUAAGGACGUAUAUCAUAGAAGUUGGCCUAUAUUUUUAAUAACAAAUCCGAAACAUGCCCUUUUUGUGAACCCAAAUAGAGAGAAUAUGGAAGUUAUGAAAAAUUCUACACACAUUAGAAUUUUAGCAUUUUCGAUAUCGACAAUAGAUGUUGUAAAGAUAAAAAUAAACAAAGAAGACUGGAUGCAUUGCAAACGAGUAAAAGGUCCAUUAUUUGUCGCCCCCUGGAAUCCACAGAAAUAUUUACAUGGCCUACACUACAUUGAGGUUUACGUAAAAGAUUCUGAAGGAAGAGUUAAUUCAGAAAGUCAACCAUUUGCUUUAGAUGGGGCAGAUCUGUCGUUUGGAAUAUUACCGAAAUUGGCUCUUAUGACUAACGCUAGUCUAGUAUUUAAACUAUUUUUCUUCGUGAUCUUGUUCCUGACUACUUUGCCUCUUUUUGUGAUUAGAUACAUACAUUUUUUGGUAUCAGAAGGAAGACUGGUCAAACCAAAGCUACGAAAGUCGUGUUGGUAUAAUUGUUUUAAGAAAAUAUGGAUUCUCACCACAGUAGAUAGGAUCUUUUGGCCUAUCGUUGUAUACCCCAUUUACUUAGCUGUCGGACCUUGGACAGUGGGAUAUUUGGUAGAAGAUCAUAUUGGUGCUAUUUUUGCAUGGGGUAUUAUAGUUCAUAAUAGCUUUUUACCGGGAGCGUUUACGUAUGCGUAUGGUUUCUUACAGCUAUUGUUGUUUCAUCUUCCGUUAAUAUUCAUAUUAGCGAAUGCAGUAUUCAUUAGAUUUCGAGAGGUAACACUUAAAGUAGGAAACAAGCAAUCAAUAAGAAGUCGAGUAUGUCGGCAUUUGCCUUUUACUGUAAUAUUUGUGAUUCAAGUGAUAACGGCGUACCUCUUCUGGUUGGCGUAUGGUACGUUGGCAUUUUUAUUGGGACCUUUGAGGACGUGGUCCUUAAUCUUAGCCGGAGUUUUGUAUUAUCAUGCGAUGCGUCUUCCAGAGAAAUGCACAAGGAAAGCCGCAGAGAUUUGGUACGUGCCAUCAAGUGCUAGUCUUAAUGAAACUAAUGAAGAACUUUCCCCAAUUCAAAAAUCUAACUGAGCAUAAGAAUACUUAUAUAUUAUAUUUAGAUAAAUAUCUAGGUCAAAAUAUUGACGUUAAAAUAUCAUCACCAAAGAAUUUCAAUAGCCCAUGCCAAAUAUAUUUUUGAAAAAUUGUCGAAACUUUAAUUAAUUUUAUAAUUUAUUUUAUUUUAAUUAAUUUAAGUUUAUUUUUAAUAUUUUUUUUCAUUACGUAGGUAACCUUCUACAUAGACUGACAAUAAUUUUAAAAUUAUUCUUUAUUAUUUUUUUUAAUAUUCGAAUAUUUUUCUUAUUAUUCCUUCCAUCUUUGUAGAUUAAAUUUAAGAAUAGUGUGCUAACUUUAGAUUUUAAUUUGUUUUAAUUUUAAUGGGUUUAAUCCAUAGUUUGUAGAAUAGAAGAUUAUUAUUGACUCCCUUGCUCAAAAGCGAUUUUUUUUUAAAUUCGUUUAUUUUGUAAAUUACAUUUUAGAAAAAUAUACGUGUUUUCCACUAAAGUUCGUUGCACGUCAUCGAUGACAUUUAGAGUUUAUAGACUGCUUAUGGCCGGUUUCACCAACGACAAAUAGUAGUCUAUUCUAUGAUUAAAGUUAUUCGACCAAUAAACUGACAUUUCUCCAUUUUACUAACGUCAAAUAAGACUUAUUUUAAUUAUUUAUUAACGAAAUAUUUACUCUUCGGAUAAAUUGGCAAGUUAAUCUCGCUGUAAAUAUCUAUAAGAAAGUAAAUUCGUCAGUUUAACUUUAAAUUAUCAAAAUUAUAUUGAAACAAAAUAAAAAUAUAAACGUCUAACCCAUUGUCCUAGGUGAACGACAAACGCGACAACGCGACGCGACGCAAAAAUAUCAAGUAAUGGUUGUAUUUGUGUGUGGCCUACGUUUUCGUGUUAAUCAGUCUACGACAAGACGCGACGAAGUGCGAACUUGUUUUGUUCGCGACGAGACACGACGCAGUGUCAAACUUGUAGUGUCAAGUGCAAGUUGCUUUUUUCAAUUCAAAUUAUGCUACUCCAUAGUUUAUUAUAUAAAUAAAAACUAAUAUAGUACCCGUGUUUUUCAUUAAUUAAAGCCAGUAACAGCGUCUCCUCAAUAGAAAUUGCUUUUUGAAAAUUACUUAUUGACAGUUGAGUACUGUUGAAUAAAUGAUGAAACUCUCCAAAUUUAUUUCGCUCUAAAUAUAUGAUAUUUGUUGUCUUUCUUCUUCGUUUAUGGAUUUUUUUAAAGCUAAGUAUUUAAUAUGAAUUUUCUAGUAACAGUGCCGUAUACUUCCCCAUACUUAAGAUUAGGAAUGAAUUGACAUCGUCACGUUUGUCCUAGAUUGCGCGAUGGAAAGCGACGCUACAUAAGCCACAAGUCGCGUGAAUUACUGGUCGCAUCGUAUCGCACCGCAUAGCGUCGCGUCGUUUUCCGUCGCUCACCUAGGACAACGGGUCGUAAUGGUUGUAUUUGUGUGUGGCCUACGUUUUCGGAUUAAUCAGUCUACGACAAGACGCGACGAAGUACGAACUUGUUUUGUUCGCGACGAGAACAGACGCAGUGUGACACUCCAUUGCUUUUGUCAAUACAAAUUAUGCUACGCAAUAGUUUAUUAAAUAAAUAAAAACUAAUAGUAAAUAUAUAGUAUCAGUAUUUUCUCAUUAACAUACCUUAAAGUCAGUAAAAGCCUCUCCUCAAUAGAAAUUGGUUUUUGAAAAUUACUUAUUGACAGUUGAAUACUGGGUUGAACAGGUGCAAUAAUACAAUCGAAAGUGUUUGGUAAUAAGCCACAAUACUCUUUAAACCAAUGUGAAUUAUUUUUCUUAAUUUUGAAUAUAAAUAAUGAUGAAACUCUCGAAAUUUAUUUAACUCUAAAUAUCAUAUAAGUGUUUAAAAUAUGAAUUUUCUAAUAACACUGCCGUAUACUUCCCUAUAUUUAAGAAUAGGAAUGAAUUGACAUCGUCACGUUUGUCCUAGGUUGAGCGAUGGAAAGCGACGUGAUGCGACGCUACAUAAGCCACACGUCGCGUGAAUUACUGGUCGCAUCGUAUCGCAAUGCAUCGCGUCGCGUCGUUUUCCGUCGCUCACCUAGGACAACGGGUUAUAAAUGUUAUUCGAUGAAUAACUAUUCAAUGAUUUAUUUGUUGUUGGUGAAACCGGACCUUAGAGUUUUUCUAUGUAUAUUGAUAUGUCUAUGAGUAUAUUGAAAAAUUUAAUUACACUAAUCACAAGAAGUAUCGCAGAAUUUCAGCGCAGAGUGUCUGUCAGAUCCACAAGGAGCAAAUCUUGACUCAUUCUGCUAAAAAUUAAAAAUUAUUUUUAACAUUUUUUUCGGUUUCAAAAAUUAUGCGAUACUUUUAGUGAUUAAUGUAUUUUUAUUAUUUUAACCUUACAUCUCUAUCUCGAAUCGGUUCGAAUAAAAUUUUUUAGGCCUAUCUAAUCGAAAUAAAAAUUUUUUCUCUCUUGGAAAUGUUUCGGAAAAUGCUUUAUUUUCGAGUUAUAAAAUUAUUUGAUUACUUUUUGGGAUUAAUGUAUUUUUAUUAUUUUAAACUUAUAUCUCUAUCUCGAAUCGGUUCGAAUAAUUUUUUUAGGCUUAUCUAAUCGAAAUAAAAAUUUUCUCUCUCUUGGAAAUCUUUCGGAAAAUCCUUUCUUCUCGAGUUAUUGCAAUUUUUGUUGAAAAAUACUUUAAUUAGUGAUUGUUGCAAUAUUUUUCUAAAAAACUAUUAUUGCAGUUUUACAAAAAGUUUUAUAAUAAUCUUGAUCACCGUUAUCGAAGUUCGCCAGUAACGGCAGUUAUCGGUGAUUUAUAAAUCACGGCGACUGAAUCACUGGUAGUGAAAUCACGUCUUAUUACUAAGGCAAACGUCUCGCCUAUUUAUACUGUAGAAUAGGGAACUUGCAUAAAUUUUUAAAUUCGAAAAAAAUGUUAUAAAUCACAACAGAACAUAAUUUAAAACAUGUAUCAAAGAUUAAAAAGUUUUGUUUGUCUUUCGUUUGGCCCCUAAAGACGAUUAAAAAUUCAAAUUAAAACAGGUGGCUCAAAACGCGUCGUGACGUCACUGGGUUGUACAUUUACAUGUUUCCAAUAAAGUAAACAGAAUUUUAAAUUAGACGUUAUAAACAUCAGUAGAAAAUACAUUUAUGUGACGUUACAAGUGUUUUUGAUCGUUUGAACUAUUCAUAGAAAGUUUUUACUUUUACAAAAUGGUUUUAUUUUCAAUAGCAAACCUUUGUUCCUUUCCUUCAAAAACAGUAUAAAACUCCAAUUUUAACAAACAGGUAUAUAUUAUUACAAUGACAUACGAUAAAUGUCAUUAGAAUAUAAAUAUUUUUGACUUAUUCCACGACGAUGAGCUGGCCAAAUACCCAAGUAGGUGGAGGCCAAUAAACUAAAGAAGGAGAAGAAGAAUAGACCUAAAUAUAAGGUUGUGUCUAGGUAUACGUUAACGUGUACGCAAAUAAAAAAGUUAUGAGUGUCAGUGAUUUCUUAUUUUUUAUUUGUUUAGUGUUUGUUUUUAAAUUAACUAUGGAGUGUGGACAAUUAUUUAGUUCUUUUAACGAGUUUAAGAACAUUUUAAAACAGUACGAAAAAGAUAAGAGACUAUAAAUUAAUAUAUAUUUUUUUUAGUUAUAAAUGACUGUAUGUAAUGUAUUACCGUCCAAGAUUAAAAUAAAAGGAAGACAUAAAGCUUUCACAAUAAUAAUUAACUUGUUCUGAAGCUAUUAUCCUUUUGGAAUUUUUGUAAUCAACUAUUCUAAAUGAGAACUAAGCCACAAUUUAACUAAAAAAUUAAUUUUAUUAACGUUUCGACGUCUAAACCGGAUGUCGUUGUCAAAAUACAAAAUAUUAUUAAAUUAAACAAAAAUGUUGUUGCUUAGUAAAACAUUUUUUCUAAUAAUUUAUUUAAUCUAACUAAUUUUUGUAUUUUGACAAUGACAUCCGACUUGGACGUCGAAACGUUAAUAAAAUAAUUUUUUUAGUUAAAUUGUGGCUUAUUUUGCAUUUAGAAUAGUUGAUUAUAAUAAUUUACUUACAUAUAAAAAUUAUUUUAACAAUAUUUUGUACCUACAUGCCAUGUCAACUAAAUACAUAUAAUUAUUUUGCUAACCUAAAUAUAUACUUUUAUAUAUAUACAUUGAUUUAUUACAAUUAAGUUUGAAACAUCUGAAUAGUUCUGCUUCCCUUCCCUUAACAAAUAUUUUUCUAUCAAACAAACACUAAACAUAUCAAAAUAGCAUGUACUAAAAUGUAUAGUCACUGCGCAAGCUAAAUAAUGACCUCACUGGCUUGAUGAAGUUUAAUUCGCGUCUACCUAACUUUUUUAUUUGCGUACACGUUAGCGUGUACCUAGACACAGCGAAAUAUAACCAUAAUCAAAACUAAUGCAAAACUAUGUGACUUCACGGGCCGUUUGAACUAUUUUAUACCGCAGAAGACUUUAAAUAUGUAUUUCUAAGUUAUUACGAGUUUUUGAAGAGUGAAAUUUUGGAAAUCUCAUUUUUAAACAAAACUGAACAUUAUUAUCUAAUAAAAAAAAUGUGCAAGUUCCCUAUUGAACCCAAGCCACAUAACUGUUGCGGUACACAGUGUUCAAUACGAAUCCCGAUCUCUUUUAUAUUAACUAGUCUGUACAUGUACAUGUUAAGAAAAGAAAAUAGUUUCUUGUCAAUGUCUAGAAGUAUUAUAACUCGAACAAAAAAUUGAUCAGAUGUAGAGUGGUAUCAUUUUGUGGGCACUAAGUGCAAAAAGAUGUCGUUCAAGUCAAGUGUUGGUCGCUUGUUGCUAUAUUGCGAAUUUUGCAGCACAAUUCGGGAAAAAUCAAGUUUACUGAACAGGCCAUUCACAUUGCAAUUUACAUUCCAUUGGAUCGCAGAAAGGAUGGCCUCUUAACUGCUGUCUACCAUAAUUUAUUGUUCCGUCUGUGUCGAGAUAAGAACUUUUUUGAGAUAGAAAAAUGUUGUUACAUUUUUGAUGAAAGAACAUAUUUAAUUGUUGUAAGUAGUCAAAAAUAUGUUUAAUUAACGACACUUGCUAAUAUACAGGGUGGUUCAUCUUAUUCGCCUCGGUCUCUGUACGGAAAACCACUUGAUAUUUUAAACAAAUUUCUUCACAGAAAUAUACAGGGCCUUUAAUACUACAAUCUAAAAAUAAUGUGAAUUAUACAGGGUGCUCCAAAAAAGAGUUGUAUAUCAAAGUUAUAUUUUUUCUUAUGGAAUGCCCUAUAUCUGAUGACAUUAUUGAAUUGACCUUAAAAAAUAAGCUAUACUUUUAUAAGGGUUCCCUAUACCUAAAUAUAGGGUGUUUUGAUUUAUUUCGAUUUUUAUAAAAAUGUAAGGUUUUAGAAAAAAAUAAAUAUCUACGAAUCUAAGAAUCAGUAACAAAUUCUUUCUUGGAUCUUAAUAGUAAACUAUUUAGCAUACUUAAACAGAUGCUUAUUGCAACAAAAUUUUUUACAGGGUGGUCAAAAUAUGAGAUUGUUCUAUUAACAAAUUCAAGCUGUAAUAAGUUACUUAUUUUAAAUGGAACACUCUGUAUCUUACUAGUCUAUCGCGUAGGAAAUUUACUUAGCUUUCAAUUUGUAUUAGGGUUUCCUAUACCUAUCUCCCUUCAUUUUUUAAAUUUCCUAAUUUGUAGGCUUUAAAAAUUAGAAUUAAGUACCUAUGUCGUGGUUAUGUACAACACAUCACCAACACCGGCAAUAUACUUAGAUAUCUUAGUCAAGAUACUUUCAUUAAUAAAAUUCACAUUUUUAUCAUUUAAUCACACAGAGUAUUCUUAUUUUAGAUGACAUACUCGAUAUUCUAUUCUUUAUAAUGGAAGAUAUUUAAAAUCUCUUCAAUUCGAUGUAAACAUUCUCAAUAUACAUGUUAUUCUGUAAAUUAUAUAAAUUCCCAUGUUAUUCUGUAAAUACCCAUUUUUACAUAUUUUUGUCCAAUAUGCUCGUUUUCGUCAAAGUAGCCAUUGCAUUUAAUUGUUUGUAAUUGCGAUUCAAAGAUUCAAACAAAAAUGGUAUUCUUAAAUUUACUUAAUAACCGUUGGGUUAAGAUAUGGAAAAUACUUAUACGGAAUGAAAUAUAAUUUAAAUAUCUUCCAGAAUACGGCAUCUAAUAUAGGGUAUGCAGUUUAAUAUAAACAUAUUCAAUGUCACAUGUAGUAGGCCAAAAUCAACUAAAAUAAUACAGCACUCUGUGUGAUUACAUUAUAACAAUGAAAAUUUUAUUAAUGACAGUAUCUUGUCUACGUAUAUUGCCGGUAUUGGUGAUGUGUUGUACAUAACCACGACAUGGGUACUUAAUUCUAAUUUUUAAAGCUUACAAAUUAGGAAAUCUUUAAAUAUUUAAAAAAUGAAGGGAGAUAGGUAUAAAAAACCCUAAUAAGAAUUUAAAGCUAAGUAAAUUUUCUUCGCGAUAGACUAGUAAGAUACAGGGUGUUCCAUUUAAAAUACGUAACUUAUUACAGCUUGAAUUUGUUAAUAGAACAAUCUCAUAUUUUGACAUCCUGUAAGAAAUUUUGUUGCAAUAAGCAUAUGUUUAAGUAUGCUAAAAAGUUUACUAUUAAGAUCCAAGAAAGAAUUUGUUACUGAUUCUUAGAUUCGUGUAGAUAUUUAUUUUUUUCUAAAACCUCACAUUUUUAUAAAAAUCGAAAUAAAUCAAAACACCCUGUAUUUAGAUAUAGGGAACACUUAUGAAAGUAUACCUUAUUUUUUAAGGUCAAUUCAAUAAUGUCAUCAGAUAUAGCGCAUUCCAUAAGAAAAAAUAUAACUUUGAUAUACAACUCUUUUUUGGAGCAACCUGUAUAAUUCACAUUAUUUUUAGAUUGUAUUAUUAAUGGCUGUGUAUAUUUCUGUGAAGAAAUUUUUUUAAAUAUCAAGUGGUUUUCCGUACAGACACCGAGGCGAAUAAGAUGAACCACCCUGUAUUCAUUAUUUUUUAUUUCUCUUACUUACUCUUCCAAGUAUUCUUCCAAUAUUUACAUUUUUCAUUAUUUAGUACACAUACAUAAAUAUGUACGUUAAACAGUUUUUCAACAAAACUCUUACAAAUGAUCCACAAAGACCACAGUAGUGCUCUGGUUAAGUUUUUUAACGAUGUAUGUGCUACUGAAAAUGCCCAAGAAAUAGCUGAAGUCUGUUUUUACAGCCCUUCCGAAUAAACAAUGAGCUAAAAGGUGCGGCGAAUACAGAUUAAUUAGUCUGAUGAGCUACACAUACAAGAUUUUUCUUCGCGUGGUACAUGGAAAAAUAAGGAGUAGAUGCAACAUCGAACAUGGACCUAAAUUAAACCCAGUUGGGCUAUCCCAGUGCUCUUGACAAGCGUGAGACACUUUUUGCCUUAAAUAGACUUCUUCAAGAGUGUCAGAACCAACGUAAAAAUAUAUUUAUCGAUUACGAAAACGCAUUUGAACAUAUGAAGAACUUCGGGAAUUGAUAUUAAAGAUAUCCGUAUCACUGGAAGUAGAAAGUAGUAGUUUGAAUCGAUACAGGGAAUGUUACAUGCAACAAGCUAUAAGACAGGGACGGACAGUAUAUCACUAUUAAUUGGCACUAAAUUUGUAAAUCUAUCGUCUAAAGUCUAAGCUAAGCCAUUGGCACUUUACCCCUCCUCUGUUAUAAUAUGUUAUGUAAAGUUGCCAUCUUUAUGAAAUAUUUAAUAUUAUUUAUUUAUAAGUAUAUUCUAAGGACCACAUCUUUAUUUUAAAUUAGUUUUAUAAGACUAUUAAAAGGUUAGUUGACAUACAUACAUAAUUUACAAUAUUACAUUGAUAUUGAACACGUAUAUUAGUUAUAUAUAUAUAUAUAUAUAUAUAUAUAUAUAUAUAUAUAUGUAUAGUAGUCGUUAGAUUCACGUAGUUAUAAAAAAUCAACUGACCUUUUAAUAUGCGAUUAUAUUACCAUACAGUUGUGUAAGUUAAAGGUAUUUUUAAGUGUAUAAUUUUUAAUUUUGUACGAAGAAAAUAUAAUGAUUUGCUUAAGAGAAUAAUUUCUUUGGUUGUGAUGUUAUUUUCCCGUCUUGUCCACUAGAGACUAGAGUAUUUAAUCAGUAUGACUGAUUUUACCAUAUUAUAGUAUUUAUUUUUCGUACUCACCUCUUCUAAAUAUGUGAUGUAAUCCUAAAGAUGUUAUUUAUUUUUACGUGUACAAUAAAGAUAUAUCUGCAAAUUGUUUAAAAUUA